CUGUUCGAAACAAACACGAUUUUGUAAGGACAGGACAGUAUAGCAAAUGGAAACGCACGAACUGCACAGAAUGGAACAGCUAGAUUCUGCCCCCACCUACUUUUCAAACCAUACACGUAUGGCAUUUUCAAUUCUCAACCGUCAUACAAAACCACUCAGGGAUUGGCUCCCCUCCCCCCCACCAUUCUCCACCGCGGAGACACAGAGUACGCCGCCGACGAGCCACCCGCAGCCGCCGCAGUGAAAUGAGCCUGGCGUUCGGACAAACUCAGUUCUUGCUCCCACCUUCAGUUCUCCACAGACGGGCUAUCCCUUCCCGCCACCACCACUCUGCAUGGAAGCGCCGUCGUCUCAAGCCCCUCACUGUUCAUAACCGCUUAAACCCUCCAUCCUCACCGUUUGAUGACCUAUUCCACAGCUUACUAUCCCACUUUCCUUCUCUGAACUCGCUCAAUUACAUUGCUCCAACCCUCGGCCUCGCCUCCGGUCUCGCCCUCUUUAUCUCUUCUAGUUCCCGUAAAUUGCUUCUCGAUCCUGAAACUACCCGAGAUUCUAAUUCCGAUAUUGGGGAGUGGAUCUUGUUCACCAGUCCGACACCCUUUAAUCGCUUCGUGACGUUGCGAUGCCCUUCAAUCUUUUUCCCCGGAAACGAAUUUUUGGAGGAUGUGAAUGAAAAGCUAAUAAAAGAAGCGAGGCAUUAUGUGAAGCUGAACAAUGGGAGAAUGAUUCAGCCGGUGAAGAGUGGUGGUGAUGUUGAUGAGAACAUGGUGUAUCAGAGAAUUUGCGUGGCCACGGCUGAUGGUGGAGUCUUAUCACUUGAUUGGCCAUCAAAUUUGGACUUGGAGGAGGAACGUGGGUUGGAUACUACGGUGUUGAUUGUUCCAGGGACUGCGGAAGGGAGUAAUGAAAGGAAAAUUAGGGUAUUUGUGUGCGAGUGUCUGAGAAGAGGAGUUUUCCCAGUUGUCAUGAAUCCGAGAGGAUGUGCGGGCUCACCAUUGACAACUGCACGGUUAUUUACAGCUGCUGACAGCGAUGAUAUCUCAACAGCUGUACAGUUUAUAAGCAAGAAAAGACCAUGGACAACAUUAAUGGGCGUUGGCUGGGAAUAUGGUGCAAAUAUGUUGACAAAGUACUUGGCAGAAUUUGGAGAGCGAACACCUCUUACAGCUGCGACAUGCAUAGACAAUCCUUUCGACUUAGAGGAGGCCACGAGGUCUGCUGUCCAUCAUAUGGAUUUUGAUCAGAGGCAUACAGAUGGCUUGAUCAACAUACUUCAAUGUAACAAGGAAUUGUUUCAAGGUCGAGGGAAAGGAUUUGAUGUUGAAAGGGCUUUGUCGGCAUCAUCCACUCGGGAUUUUGAUGGAGCAAUUUCCAUAGUGUCUCACGGAUUUGACACAAUAGAAGAUUUUUAUGCAAAAUCUAGCACACGAGAUGUCAUUGGCAAAGUGAAAAUUCCUGUGCUUUUUAUACAGAAUGAUGAUGGAAAAGUUCCUUUGUUUUCUAUUCCACGGAGUUCCAUAGCAGCGAACCCAUAUACAAGUUUACUUCUGUGUUCUUAUUUGCCAUCUAGCAAGACAAUGGGUACUAGAUUGACGUUCUCUUGGUGUCAGCACCUCACUUUGGAGUGGCUUAUCGCUGUGGAGCUUGGACUUCUAAAAGGUCGCCAUCCGCUUUUGAAAGAUGUUGAUUUCUCUAUAAAUCCUUCAAAGGGGCUAGCAUUGGUGGAAAGUAGAGCUUCUAGUAAACAGGAAAGAGUUGAAAAGCUCUUGAGUGUUACCAAUGGGAGUUCUACAACUCCUCCGGUGGAUGUAUUUCAGGAAAAUGAUGCAAGACAUACAAAGGAUAUAGGAGAAACUCCUCCUAUUGUCAAAGGAGUGCAACAAGAUGACAGUGACGUAGACAACCAAUCUAAUGCUACUACUGAAGAAGUUAUAGAGGAAGGAAUCAACUCGUUUGAUGAAAGAGGACAAGUAUUACAGACUGCAGAAGUGGUUAUGAAUAUGCUUGAUAUGACUAUGCCUGAUACUCUGUCAGAGGAACAGAAGAAGAAGGUCCUCACUGCUGUUGGUCAAGGGGAGACACUAAUUAAAGCUUUGCAAGAUGCUGUGCCCAAUGAUGUUCGUGGAAAGCUUACAACUGCUGUUUCAGGAAUUGUGCAGACUCACGGGUCUAAUCUAAAAUUUGAUAAACUCUUAGGUCUAGAGCACAUGCCUGAUGUGGCACCAGGAUUGAACUCAAAAGGGCUAGAAAAAGUUGGAUUGAAGAAAGCAAAAUGUGAUGAGGAUGUUCACUCUUUGGAUCAAAAGAAGGAGAUUAAUGACCCUGUAGAUGGUUCCAUGGAAGUUGAUCGUAACUCUGACAAGCCUCCUGCAGAAAUAGAAUUAGAAGAACAGUCAUUAGAGAUUAUAGAGAAACCCAAUGAUACAAGCAUGUACGAGUCUAGCGGUAACCAUGGAAGCAACAGUCACAAUGUAGAAAAUGUGAACCUGAAUGAUAUGGGAAAUUCUCUUGAAACUGAACAGGUGUUAACGGUUAGUAAAGCCCAAAGUUCUGAUGAGGAAAAUGUGACAGAAUCAAAUGCUAAUCAGGAUAUGGUUGCAGACCAAAAGAAAAUGGAAAGAGAAAUUGGUAAAGGAGAAUCAGACCCGAUAGAGGAGAAUAAGAUGCACAAAGAUAAUUUUCCAACUGAUCAGAAGAUGUCUGAAGCCAAUUUCAUAGAGGAUAAAUCUUCAGCACCAUCCCCUGCUUCUGGGACUCAAGUGAUGGAAAAUGAAGCAGAAAACCAUCCUAGUAAGGAAGAAAAAGGUCAAAUCUCCAAUCCAAGCCAAAAUAGUGGUGAUCCCCCAGGAUUCAGCGUCUCUCAGGCAUUAGAUGCAUUAACAGGAUUUGAUGAUUCCACCCAAGUUGCUGUUAACAGUGUGUUCCAUGUAAUAGAGGACAUGAUUAAUCAGUUGGAGGUGGAAAAGGACAACAAAAAUGAAGCUGACAGUGAAAAUAAUGCAAGUGAAGUAAAUGGAAUAGAAGAGGUAAAGGAAUUGACUGAAGGCUCUGUAUCUAAGACUCAUCUGCAGAAAAAUGAGCAUAAAUCUGGAAGGAGAGUAGAUGCAAGGAGUAAUACAAGCAGACAGUCAGGUAAUUCCAAUGGUACUCUUUUGUAUGAUUCAUUAGGCUCUGGCAACAAAUAUAACCAACAGCAUUAUGCACGUGGUGACCACAACAGUAAUAGUUCUGAUAAAAAUCAUACAAGGAGGCAGUUUGGUUUGGGAAAUAAAAACAGUUUUGUACCUUCUGGAGAACCUGCAGCGGAUUUUGUGAAAUGUGUAAAUAGCAGUUUAGAUAAGGUUCCAAGUUAUCUAACUACUUUUCCGUACAGAGAUCCACUUUACAAGGAAUACCUCAAGACAUAUCUGUAUAUGAGGAUGAGAAAUGCAAUGCUACGGGAUCUAGAUAAAAUGUCAGCGUUGUAUCUGGACUACAUUCCAGAAGAAGGUCAGUGGAAGCUUCGAGAACAGGUAGAAGAGAAUGAUGCCCGUCUUGAUGAAUAUGCAACUUGGAGAGAUGGUUAUAAAGAAGACCAGACCAAGACGUCACACAGAUCUAAACAUCCUGAUAAUAUAAUUGAACCCUCUUAUGUAAUAUUGGAUUCUGAUCAACAACAAGACCAAAAUGAAGAACUCAAGGAAAUGCGUGUUGUCAAUGACAAUAUUGAAUUUGGUGAGGCCGAACUUGAGGAGACUAUACUUUUCAUGAAAAGUCUCAUAAUCGAAUGUUUAAAUGUUGAAGUUGGCCGUAGGGCCAGUGCUGCUGACAUGGAAGAAUUGGAACUCAAACUGACCAGAGAAAUAGAGUGUAUUGCAAAUGCUGUAUCCAUGCCAGCAGGUCAAGGAAAAUUGCAUAUGCAUAAAGGGAAUGAAAAUAUGCACAAGCUUGGAACCCUUGAUGGGGAGAGUAUAGUGAAAGCUAUUUCAUCUGCUGUCCAGGAGACCGAAUAUUUAAGAAGAGUACUGCCUGUCGGUGUUGUUGUAGGUUCUAGUUUAGCUGCACUCAGAAAAUUCUUCAAUGUUGCUACAUUGGAUGGUAAUGAUGAAAAAGAUAUAGCCCUUGAUCAGGUUGGUAAAUCCACGAAGAGACUUGUUGAAGUUGGUGAAAAAGAGAGUAGUGAAAUGCUUUUAAUGAAAGGAGAAGAAAAAGAUAAUUUCACUAGUUCGGUUGGUGAAAAAGAGGAUAAUACUGAUCUUGAAAAGUCUAAGAAAAAAGAACUUAUGGUUGGUGCUGUUACGGCUGCUCUUGGGGCAUCUGCUUUACUUGCUCAUCAGCCGAAUACUGAAACUGAUGGAACUCGAAAUGAGCCCCUCAAAGAGCAAGAAAACAGUAAAGAGCCCUCGAAGCUGGAUGAAACGUCUGAAAAAACCCAGAACAAUAUAGUCACAAGCCUUGCAGAAAAGGCGAUGUCUGUUGCUAGCCCUGUGGUACCUGUAAAGGAAGAUGGGGAAGUGGAUCAUGAAAGGCUGGUAGCGAUGCUCGCAGAACUGGGACAGAAGGGAGGGAUUUUGAGACUUGUUGGCAAAGUUGCUUUACUCUGGGGAGGGAUACGUGGUGCUAUGAGUUUAACUGAUAAGCUCAUCUCAUUUCUGCGUAUUGCCGAACGUCCAUUUUUCCAGAGGAUCCUUGGGUUUGUCUUCAUGGUGCUGCUUCUAUGGUCACCCGUUGUUCUUCCAUUGCUUCCAACCCUAAUGCAGAGCUGGACAACACGUAAUCCCUUUAAAAUUGCUGAGUUUGCUUGCAUUUCUGGGCUUUACGUCUCUAUUAUGAUUAUGAUUACACUGUGGGGCAAAAGAAUUCGCAAGUAUGAUGAUCCUCUAGUGCAAUAUGGCCUGGACUUGGCUUCAGUUUCAAAGUUCCAGAGUUUUCUGAAGGGUUUGGUAGGAGGAGUUGUCCUUGUUAUACUGAUACAUGCAGUGAAUACCUCACUUGGCUGUGCCCACCUAUGUUGGCCAACCGCUCUAUCUUCAUCAUCUUCGGAACCUGUGUCAUUGAUUAAAUCGUACGGGUGGAUGCUUAUGCUGAUUGUUCAAGGAAUUGCCACAGCAACUGGUGUUUCAGUUGUGGAGGAAUUGCUCUUCCGGUCAUGGUUGCCUCAGGAAAUUGCUGCUGACUUUGGAUAUCAUCGUGGAAUAGUUAUCUCAGGACUUGCAUUUGCUUUAUCUCAAAGGUCAAUAUGGGAAAUUCCUGGCCUGUGGUUAUUAUCUCUAAGUUUAUCUGGAGCUCGUCAAAGAAGCCAAGGUAGUCUGUCGCUACCAAUUGGACUCCGCACAGGGAUACUAGUUUCUAAUUUCAUUUUGAGAACGGGUGGCUUUUUGACCUAUCAGCCCAAUUUUCCUCUUUGGCUUACUGGUGGCCACCCUUUUCAGCCAUUCAGUGGAGUGGUCGGUCUCGCGUUUUCUUUGGUUUUGGCAGUUAUUCUCUAUCCAAGGCACAAGCUCUUUCUCAAUGUAUGCUGCACUCUAGCGUUGGCCCAUUGA
This is a messenger RNA of Sesamum indicum (sesame), 5522 nucleotides long. NCBI's taxonomy places the organism in Eukaryota, Viridiplantae, Streptophyta, Magnoliopsida, Lamiales, Pedaliaceae. The record is from RefSeq and is a predicted model, not a curated record.